Messenger RNA from Oikopleura dioica, 1383 nucleotides. Lineage: Eukaryota; Metazoa; Chordata; Appendicularia; Copelata; Oikopleuridae. The record is from the annotation of a GenBank genome assembly.
AUGCAAUCGAGCAACGAGAGCAAAACUUGCUUGAACUUACUUCGACGAGAAGCAGAAGAAGAUCCAGAUGAAUUUGAACUCGAAGUCGAAGCGGCUGAUUCCGUCGCCGACGAGACUGUUGAGGAAGGCGUUGAGGCUGAGGAAACUAUCGUAGCUAAAGACGAGGCGGUAGCUGAGAAACUGACGAAACCGCCUACGCUGAAGAAACGAUGGAAAUGGAAGCUGCUCCAGUCGAAGAAAAAAACGCACGUGAAGAACAGAUUCGUCAAAUUGAAAACGCACAAGCGAUCCACACUCGACUGGAUAAAUCUCGAAACGAAUGUCUCCCUGCUACAUCCAGGUGAAUUUAGCGAGAUUCACAGAAAACUCAAUCUACCACUUAUUCAUAAACCAGUGACAUUAUCAAGUGUUUAUGGCACAUACACUGGCGGACCGACAAAAUCGGAAGUCGGGCAAUUAGAUAAUGUUCUCGACGGUAAUUCGCAGACCUUCGAGUCCUUUGGAGACAAUUGUGCGCUUGACACCAAAUGGAAUACCUUCAAAUUUUCCAUUUUCGCGGACCAAGACGUAGAUGGAGUCAUCUUUCAAUUUUCGAAAGACUCGGUCAGUCAUGUCAACUUCUAUAUCAUGUUUGACGCGACUGCCGCGAAAGAAAGCGAAUCAGAAAUUUAUUCACAAAACUUCACAGCUCUUGACAUCCCAGAUUCGCGUCAUUCGUACACUUUAUUCAAUAUCAAAGGCGCACUUCAAGAAACAGUUGAAAAACAGCUCCAAAUUAACAGCUCAUUUACAGUUCCAAAUGAUGCAAAACCUCUGCAAAAUUUCAUCAUUGAUGUUCACUUUGACGAUAUUACAAAUGAAAGAUGGCAAUUCGGCCAGCAGGCCCGAAAUGUUGCGUCGGAGUGCCUCAACUUUAAACUGUUCCAGGUGGAAACCACAACUUACGUUACUGCUCUUGGCGAUAAUCUGGAAGCGACUACUGCUCUUGGAGACAAUCUGGAAGCAACUACAGCUCUCGGUGAUAAUUUGGAAGUAACUCCAUUUCCUGACAAAUAUGAAUACUAUAGCACUUACUCGGAUGAGUCAUCAGACUACUUCGACGAGAGCUACACGUCAAGCGAUUAUACGGAAUACUCGACAGAUGACUCGACAACUUGUCAAGGAAAACACUGUCGAAAAAGACGCCAAGCAGUUGCUCUUGCGAUCGGCCUAGCAACAGCUGUUAUUGGCGGUAUAACCAGCGAAGUCGAAAUGCUGCACCAUAGGAAGCAGACUGAGAACAAAAUCGCUCAUGACGAGCUUCUUAUGGCCAAGUUGAGCGAUCGCACAAACGCUGAGCUACAAAAAUCCAGGUUCAAAUCAAACGUGAACAUGCAGAUGUGA